Molecule: messenger RNA, 1485 nt
Organism: Penaeus chinensis
Lineage: Eukaryota; Metazoa; Arthropoda; Malacostraca; Decapoda; Penaeidae
Exons: 4
Coding region: 136-969 (277 amino acids)
Biological process (GO): synapse organization
Cellular component (GO): neuron projection membrane
Source: RefSeq, a predicted model, not a curated record
CCUCACAUUUCUUCAGCAAGCAGAGCAGCUCGCGGAGAUCACCUUUCUACAAUCCACUUAAAAACUCCAUUUCCAUAUAUCCUCAAGGUCCAUUUUUAGGUGAGGAGGACGACAAAUUAUUACAACCAGGGCCCAAUGACAUCGGCGGCAUAUGGGAGCCUGAGGAUUAUACUCUGCAGAUCAAGUAUACACAACUCGAUGAUGCUGGAACCUACAUGUGUCAGAUCAACACUGAACCAGCGCAUCUUCCAGACAGUGUUACUUAAAGUCUUCAAGGUGAAGGCAGAAAUUAUAGGCAGUCAUGAACUGUUUGUCAAAGCUGGAAACCCCGUGACACUUUCUUGUAGAGUGAGCCAUGGAAGCAUGAUCCCAGGCUUCACGCUGUGGUACAAGGAGGAGCGGCUCGUGGAGUACGAGAGCAGCGGGGGGAGAAUCCGCGUCCUGACUCUGCCCGAGGGCUUGAGUCAUCUGAAGAUCGAGGACGCUCGGACUUUCGACUCCGGCAACUACACGUGCUCCCCGUCGGGCGGUGUCCCUGCCUCGCUCGUCCUCAACGUUAUUGAGGACGAGCGUCAGGCCGCCAUGCAGCAGGAGAACGUGGCAGCCAUUCCUGGUGUCAGCCGGUGCAUCCUUGCUCAUCACCUUUCUGUUGGUGGCGGUUCCUUGCGAUCUGUGGUCCCUGCGCUGUCCCUUGGAAUUCACUUGAAUUUAGCGGGAGCAACGUGUCUGAUGCGCGCCACAACACUUACUGUCGCGACUGUCACUGAGCUCUGUGCAAGAUCUGUGCAAGUAUAUAGACCUUGGUUCUGUGCGCUUGGAUUGGCUUUCAUGGAAGCGGUCAGCGGCGCAUGGCUGAUCUUGCCAGGACGCGUCACGUCACGUAAGAUAUUUAUGACAUUUAUGUGUUUGUUCGUUACGUUGAUAGAAAUAACUUUGUGUUUGCGAAAAUCCUUUGUCUGUUUGAUCUAAUUUCAGAAAUACUCGACAUGAUAUUUUUUAUAGAAUUAAAUUUAUGAAAAAAAUUUGUCUCAAUAUCCUAUGGCCAAUACUAAAUUCCGAAGAAAGAAAAUAUUUACAUAAACACAAAUACGCAAAUAGACCUGUUUAAUUAUACAUAUACCUACCUAAUUGUUUAAUCUAUAGCAAUAUGUUUAUCUGUCAAUAUAUAUGUAUAGUUCCCCAUAAUUCUAACUGGUACACCACGAGCCUGGAGGAGACACUUUUCAUCUGGCAAUACUUGUGUUGUUAUGCAGUAUUCCGCGAGUGAAGAGGUUGAUCUCUAUAGCGAUGACUGUGAGUGAUAUAAUAUCAUCAGUAGGAAAGAAAUUCAACUGGGGAAAGGAUGUCAAAAUGUUAUAACUAUUCAGAUUUUAAAACUUAUGAACAAAUAUAUAAUUUUAUCUGCAACAAGGUUCUCCGAAAAAAACAAUAUUUCAUAGGUUUGAUAACUGAGUCUAAGCUUGCCACCUACAUUGUAAUGAGUGA